GGCGGGGACGACCCGAUCGACCGGACCCAGGCUGCUGCCCCAGGCGACACGCUUUCCGACUCCUUGGCUUCUCAUGAGGGGAAACCACAGCGCAGCCAGCGCCCCCAGAGUCGGUGACUAGGGAAAUCCACGCCCAACGCCGGAACCCGCCAGCGCCCAGCUCGGCAGGAAAGCCGGAAGUGGAGGCGCGGACCCGGAAACCAGUGAGGCCGGCGCGCGCCCGCCGGAAGCCGUGACCCCGAGGCGGCCCCCUCGCCCGUGGCGCCGGAAGUGGUCGCGGGCAGCUCUGCUUCCUGCCUGAGGGGCGCGGCGGGCCCGUGGCGGCCGCGGAGGCGGGAGCGCUCAUGGCGGAGGGCGGCAGCCCAGACGGGCGGGCGGGGCCGGGGUCCGCAGGUCGUAAUCUGAAGGAGUGGCUGAGGGAGCAGUUUUGUGAUCACCCACUGGAGCACUGUGAGGACACAAGGCUCCAUGAUGCAGCCUACGUCGGGGACCUCCAGACCUUAAGGAACCUGUUGCAAGAGGAGAGCUACCGGAGCCGCAUCAACGAGAAGUCUGUCUGGUGCUGUGGCUGGCUGCCCUGCACACCGUUGCGAAUCGCGGCCACUGCCGGCCAUGGGAACUGUGUGGACUUCCUUAUCCGGAAGGGGGCUGAGGUGGAUCUGGUGGACGUAAAAGGACAGACGGCCCUGUAUGUGGCUGUGGUGAACGGACACCUAGAGAGUGCCCAGAUCCUUCUCGAAGCAGGCGCAGACCCCAACGGAAGCCGGCACCAUCGCAGCACCCCCGUCUACCAUGCUUCUCGUGUGGGCCGGGCUGACAUCCUGAAGGCUCUCAUCAGGUACGGGGCUGAUGUUGAUGUCAACCACCACCUGACUCCUGACGUCCAGCCCCGAUUCUCCCGGCGGCUCACCUCCUUGGUGGUCUGCCCCUUGUACAUCAGUGCAGCCUACCACAACCUCCAGUGCUUCCGGCUGCUCCUUCUGGCUGGAGCGAACCCUGACUUCAAUUGCAAUGGUCCUGUCAACACACAGGGAUUCUACAGGGGCUCUCCUGGGUGCGUCAUGGAUGCAGUCCUGCGUCAUGGCUGUGAGGCAGCCUUUGUGAGCCUGCUGGUAGAGUUUGGAGCCAACCUGAAUCUGGUGAAGUGGGAGUCAUUGGGUCCGGAGUCGAGAGGAAGAAGAAAGGUGGACCCUGAGGCCUUGCAAAUCUUUAAAGAGGCCAGAAGUGUUCCCAGAACCUUGCUGAGUUUGUGCCGUGUGGCUGUGAGAAGAACUCUUGGCAAAUACCGGCUUCAUCUGAUUCCUUCACUGCCUCUGCCAGACCCUAUAAAGAAGUUUCUGCUUCAUGAGUAGAUCUCAGUGCAGCGGUUGAUUCCAGUGAGGGAGAAGGUGAUCUGCAGGGAAGGUGGACACCGAGUCCCGCGUGCCGUGCUGCUGGUGGUAUCCUGGUGGCUGCUGCUACAGAAGACAUUCUCGUGGACUGUCAUUCCUCCUCAGGUGCCUGGGCCGCUGAACAGUCCUUGGGUCGUUGUCAGCCUAGAGGCUCAUACAAAAGUUAUUUUUGUUUUUCCCGAGUUCUCUAUUUUGGAUUUUCAGUUGCAUAUUAAUGUAAUGGGCCAUGGAAUAUGUACACGUAAGGGCUGAGGUUGGAGGCCUAGUAAUUUCCCUGGAGGGAAGACCCCUAGCACUUCUGGAACUGUGCUUCUAUUUAUUUUUCUACUUCUCCAUUUGAUUGUUUGAUUAAAGCCUAGUAUCUAAGUGAAAA
Saimiri boliviensis boliviensis (Bolivian squirrel monkey) is the source of this 1764-nucleotide messenger RNA. It is a transcript of the gene ASB1, whose product is annotated as ankyrin repeat and SOCS box containing 1. NCBI's taxonomy places the organism in Eukaryota, Metazoa, Chordata, Mammalia, Primates, Cebidae. Gene Ontology annotation, molecular function: protein binding. Gene Ontology annotation, biological process: ubiquitin-dependent protein catabolic process; protein ubiquitination; intracellular signal transduction. Gene Ontology annotation, cellular component: ubiquitin ligase complex. The record is from RefSeq and is a predicted model, not a curated record.